Molecule: messenger RNA, 888 nt
Organism: Erigeron canadensis
Lineage: Eukaryota; Viridiplantae; Streptophyta; Magnoliopsida; Asterales; Asteraceae
Product: pathogenesis-related thaumatin-like protein 3.5
Exons: 2
Coding region: 3-773 (256 amino acids)
Biological process (GO): defense response
Cellular component (GO): extracellular region
Source: RefSeq, a predicted model, not a curated record
ACAUGGAGACGACCAACCCAUUAGGUCUUUUCUUGGUCUUCCUCUUCUUAUCAGGAAAAAUUCUUGUGGAAGCGUGCAAUUUCUAUAUUAGCAACAAAUGUCCGUAUCCAAUAUGGCCAGCAAACGCAGCAAAUGAAGGCCACCCGGUGUUAGCCUACGGCGGCUUCUACCUUCCGCCAGGGGAACAACGAAAAAUCCAAGCUCCGGCCAAUUGGGUAGGCCGAAUAUGGGCUAGAACCGGGUGCAAAUUCGGCUUUGAUAAAAUCCCUGCUUGUGAAACUGGAGAUUGUGAAGGAAAAUUAUGGUGCAAUGGGCUUAUUGGAAGCCCACCCGUGACAUUGGUCCAAUUUGCAUUACAGCCCGAUAAAACUAAACCAAGUUUUUAUGAUGUUAGCUUAGUGGAUGGUUAUAAUAUUCCGGUCUCAGUAACGACAAUACCAACCUCAUCCAAAUGUCAUAUUGGAGGGUGCAAAAAGGAUGUUAAUCAUAUUUGUCCUCAAGAACUCGAGGUCCUUAAUGAUAAAGGUGAAGUCGUCGCGUGCAAAAGUGCUUGUUUGGCUUUCAAUAAUGACAACUUUUGUUGUCGCAACGACUAUGGGACUCCAAGUAAAUGCAAACCGAGUGUGUAUUCGAGGAUUUUCAAGGAAGCAUGCCCAUCUUACUAUAGUUAUGCAUACGAUAAUCCGCCACCGUUGGUUAAUUGUGCUUCGGAUGAUUAUUUGAUAACAUUUUGUCCAUCGACCAAAUGGAGUAGUGAAGUUGAAUCUGUAUAGAAUCACUAUGAGUACAUUUGGAAUGUAUUCGUUAAAUGGUAUGCUAGCUAAUGGCCUAUAUAAUAUUUGCAUUACUUGAACUUUGAAUUAUAAUAAGGUUUUGAACAUUAUUAUU